AUGACGAGUCGACGCUGCUUAGAAGAACAUGACCUGUUACCCUCUCGAACUGCUAGUCGAACUCGACAUCUCAAUCCGGGCCAAACAGCCUCCAGAAAUGUCAUUGAUCCUCCACCAGCAGGGAGUGAUAAUCUCAGUCGCCUCUUUGUUCGUCUUCAUCCGUCCAAAUCAUUUACUAACUGCCCAUCGAGCCACCUUCAACUGUCAACCAGCGUUCUCAUCCGGCCGGUCUAG
This is a messenger RNA of Protopolystoma xenopodis, 234 nucleotides long. NCBI's taxonomy places the organism in Eukaryota, Metazoa, Platyhelminthes, Monogenea, Polystomatidea, Polystomatidae. The record is from the annotation of a GenBank genome assembly.